AUGAAAUGCAUUAGGAAGAGAUUGGUUGGCCGAUCUCACCGGAAGAAGACGGCUAAUUCCAGUUGUUCCGCAGCCGUUUGGGUUUACUAUCACAUGCAGGUUGACGCCAUCUACGAGGCAUCCGCCUUCGUUUCCGGUGAAACUGGGGCAGCUUUUGUCCGCGAUUAUAAUCCCUCCCGGGAUACUUAUGAGACUCGAGAGUGUCAAUCGCAAUCGGGCUUAGAUAAGGACGACACUUUGAGACGUAGCGAAGCGAGGGUCACAGCAGAAUCAAGUCUUUGUUUGGCUGCAUUGUUCUUAAAAAUUCUUUCGGUAUCUGUUAGUGGAUCCGGGACCAGAGCGUUUUGGCCGCAUGCGCUGACGGAGCCCAACAGCAUAUCGCAGACCAGUAUGGAUUCCUACUCUGAUGAUGUCUGUCACAGUAUAGACGAAGGCUUAGCACAGUUUCUUCGGGGUCGCAUGACAGUGAUUGGAGGACUUGUUUGCACAAUUCGACAGUCUCUCCUACGUGACAAUCCUCCUUCGGUUUCCGGUGAGACCGCAUCACGAAUUCAUUCCAGCCAAUUUUUCCUUAAAAAUGAAAAUCGGCGGAUUGUCUUCCUGUUAAAAGCUGAUCCUCCAGAAUUCAUUAUCCGAUUCGCUCUUUUGGAGGGCCUUGCUCACAAACCCACCAUGCAUGCAACACUUCUUGGCUGUCUUCUCGUCAAAACCUUACAUUUCAGCCACCGAAAGCAAUCCUGA
Protopolystoma xenopodis is the source of this 741-nucleotide messenger RNA. Lineage: Eukaryota; Metazoa; Platyhelminthes; Monogenea; Polystomatidea; Polystomatidae. The record is from the annotation of a GenBank genome assembly.